GCUGCAUGUCCGAGCCGGGCGGCCCGGCCGGGCUGCACGUGGGGCUUGUGGCGGCCGCCACCGGCACCGGACCCGGACCCGCUCGGGCGGCGGCGUGGGGACGCGGCGUCGCGCCGGACCCGCCAUCCAGUUGCCGAGGCCGUGCACCAUGGCUCUGCGCUUCCGCAGUUUGAUCCCCUACGCUGUCCCGGGCGUGCUGGCGCUUCUUGGCUGCUGGUGGAUCUACUCCCGCAGAAAAAAGCACGCAGGUUAUGCCAGUGAACCAGCAGCAGCCAUCGGAGAGGAGCAGCAGAAAGAAAGGACAGAGAAUGAUUCCUUGCUUGGAACAGAAGUGUGUGUUCCUCAAAGGCUGCCUCUCUCAUCAGAGGAGUGCCUGAAGAAUGAAGCCUCGACCUCCCUGCUGUCAGCAGGGUCGAUGACGCCCUCUCUUCUACGUCAGACUCGAGAGAGGCCAGAUCUCUCAGAGGACCUUCCAGAUGUGUCAGUAAUGACAAUUCAGCCCAGCAUUCUUGAGGACGACAGUGAAAAACUAGAAACAAUAGAAUCUCAAGAUGAAAGCAGUGUCCCUGCUUGUGUUUCUCUCCCUCUGAUUUCAAAGAGCCUUAUAGAGAGUUCAGGCUCAAGUGCAAACCAAGAUCAGUGGCCAUCAGCAUCGAUGACACUGGCACAGGAGUAUCUGGGAAUCCCAGAGGAGAUCAGCAAUGCAGAGCAGUCAGGUGAUUCCUCAUUUAAGCCCCCUGAGGAAAGCCAGAUGCCAGAAAUGGUGCCAUCGGAUACUGGCUGUGUUACAACCCUUUGCUUGGGAUUGGAGAAAGAAGCCAGUAACCCGCAAGCCUUUCUCAAUAGUGAGGUGCAGGUUCUAUCAAGACCCAGGGGUUCUUCAGUGAGCAUGUUACCAGACAGUUUGGAGCAGUCCAGGAAAGAAGAGUCAAUUGCCAGUACUCUACCUAGGUGUCAGGAGGAGGACAUGCAGCCAAAACGAGAUGAGCUGGAGAGAGAGAAGAUUGGAGGAGUGAAUUUGAACAAGGAGGAAUUUGGGAAAAUUGAGCAAGUAGCAAUACAGAUCAUUUCCAGGGUCAUUCUGGCAGCAACUGGGGAAGUGCUGUCUGGUGCUGCAAGUGAUGUGCCCACUCAGAUCUGCCAGGCUGCAGCUACUCAAGUUGAGACACCGCUGGAGAUGGCGAGUGGUGGUUCCACUGAUCGAGUGCUGGCAGAGGAAGCUGCAGGAACUGCAAAGAGUGGUGCUGCGGGACUGCCAUCCCCACAGACAGAGGGCUGGGCUCAGAAUGUGGCAGCUUCCAGCUGUUCAGCACACAGCCAACUGUCCCUCCCUGCUCAGGGACACAGAAGAGACCAUCAGGGGAAGAGCCGUGUGCGUGGUGAGGAGCUGCCGCCCGCCGCCAGUGAUGCGCCCGCUCGGAUCUGCCAGGCUGCAGCUGCCCGAGUCGAUGCUCCCCUGGAGGUGGCGAGUGGUGGUUCCUCUGAGCAGGUGCUGGCAGAGGAGGCUGCAGGAACUGAUGAGGACACUGCAAAGCGUGGUGCUGUGGGACUGCCAUCCCCACAGACAGAGGGCUGGGAUCAGGGUGUGGCAGCUUCCAGCUGUUCAGCACACAGCCGACUGUCCCUCCCUGCUCAGGGACACGGAAGAGACGACCGGGGGAAGAGCCGUGUGCGUGGUGAGUCCCGAGGAGUUGGUUGGACUGCGGUGGGAAAUGAUGGAGGGUCUAUGGAAAGGUCACCUUUGGUUAUGGAAGACUCUGGGUGCAGCACAUCUGCAUCUGGAGGUGGCACAAGUGUGGUGGACCUGUUGCAGAACACAGAGCUGUCUCUUGCUUCAGGCCAGCAUUUGGACUCACUGAGCUUAUCUGCAACCCAAGAUGUGUCUGCUGAGCAGAGCCCAGUACCAAGUGAAAACCCUUCUGCUCUGAAGCUACCCGAAGACAGACAAGUGCCAUACAGUAAUGGGACAAUGAAAGAGGAUGGUCCAGAUGUGUGUCAUGAGUGUCCCAGGGCAACAGGGAUGGAUGGAGAACACUCUGAAGGGCUGGAGGAAAAUAGCGUGGAUUUUGUGGACACUGGCAGUGCCAUGAGGAAGACAGUGUCUCGCCAGAACUCCAAGCUGAGAGGAGAAUCCAGCAAGUCUGACUCCAUUAUCUGGGAAAUAGAGGUCCCAAAGGAGUUAGUUGGACGGUUGAUUGGCAAACAAGGAAGGUUUAUGAGCACCUUGAGGCAAGCAUCUGGUGCCAAAAUUUAUGUCUCAACACUACCUUACUUCCGUGACUCCCAGGUCUGUCACAUCGAAGGCUCCCCACAGCAAGUAGAAAAAGUUCUGAGCCUGAUUGGCAGGAAGUUCAAGGAGCUGUGUCUCACCAACGUCUACGCUGUGCCUCCCCCAGCACCACUGACGCUUCAUUCCCUCCUCAUGACUGCCUGGCUGUUCCUCCCAGAUGGAGUCACAGUGGAGGUGGUUGUGGCCAACCAGGUGGAUGCAGGGCACAUGUUCCUGCAGCAGCACACACACCCCACCUUCCACGUGCUGCGCAGCCUCGACCAGCAGAUGUUUGCCUGCUAUUCCCAACCUGAAAUUCCAACCCUGCCCACUCCAGUAGAAGUUGGUAUUAUCUGUGCAGCUCCAGGCCUGGAUGGGGCAUGGCUACGGGCUCAAGUUAUCAGCUACUUUGAAGAGACCAGUGAAGUGGAGCUCAGAUACGUGGACUAUGGAGGAUAUGACAAAGUGAAAGUCGACACCCUCAGACAAAUCAGGUCUGACUUUCUCUCACUGCCUUUCCAAGGAGCAGAGGUUUUACUAGACAACGUGGUGCCACUUCCAGAUGAGGAUCACUUUUCCCCCGAGGCUGAUGCUGCUGUUACAGAGAUGACCAGAGGUGCAGUCCUGGUGGCACAGGUCACAAACUAUGACACUGCAACGGGUCUGCCACUGAUACAGCUGUGGAACCUGAUGGGAGAUGAGGUGGUGUCAAUAAACAGAACUCUGGUGGAAAGAGGAUUUGCUCAGUGGCUUGACUACUAGCAGUGUCCUAGAUGCCUGACAACUCUGCAGAGAAAAAACAAGAGACAAAGUCUUAUUUUGCACUGUUACAAUUUGGUUUGGCAACCUGUCAUGGGAAGACCCGUUCACACCGGAGCUGCUCAACUGUUACCACUUCACCAGAAACACAUACCUCAUCUCAGUGAAAGGCAGGGUGUUAAAAGCCAUAAUGACAGAUACUGUAUCUUUAAAGCAAAAAAAAUCCUCCCUUGCCUCUGCUCAAGGUGAAUGGGAAAAACCCUUAAAACCUUGGCUCCUGCCUGAAGCCAGUAAAUGCCCUGAAACGUUA
Molecule: messenger RNA, 3338 nt
Organism: Colius striatus (speckled mousebird)
Lineage: Eukaryota; Metazoa; Chordata; Aves; Coliiformes; Coliidae
Gene: AKAP1
Product: A-kinase anchoring protein 1
Exons: 11
Coding region: 149-3031 (960 amino acids)
Molecular function (GO): RNA binding
Source: RefSeq, a predicted model, not a curated record